This is a messenger RNA of Carassius auratus (goldfish), 4937 nucleotides long. RefSeq names its product excitatory amino acid transporter 2. Gene Ontology annotation, biological process: L-aspartate transmembrane transport; L-glutamate import across plasma membrane. The record is from RefSeq and is a predicted model, not a curated record. NCBI's taxonomy places the organism in Eukaryota, Metazoa, Chordata, Actinopteri, Cypriniformes, Cyprinidae. Gene Ontology annotation, cellular component: plasma membrane. The coding region runs from base 205 to 1884 and encodes 559 amino acids. The transcript is spliced from 11 exons. Gene Ontology annotation, molecular function: neutral L-amino acid transmembrane transporter activity; L-glutamate transmembrane transporter activity; glutamate:sodium symporter activity.
UCGCCGGUGUUCUCACUGAGGUAGUCUUCCCUCGGUGUGUGGCUGUAGAUGUGGUCGGAGACCGGAUUAUCCAAACAGAAGGCUGCACGCGCGCGCUCCCAACGCGUCACAUCUCACCAGAGUGCAUGAGAGAACCAGAGCAGAGCGCUGAGAAGAGACCAACACUUACCGUUCCUGAGUCCCCCGGCCGACAGUUCUGAAAUCAUGCCGAAGCACGUGGAGGUAAGGAUGCAUGAAAGCCACCUGGAGCCCAUCGAGGCGAGGCCAAGCUCCAAAUUGAGAACAAUAUGUCAGAAGAUGUGCAAGAACCUGCUGCUCACGCUGACUGUGAUGGGUGUGAUUUUGGGAGCUGUUUCUGGUAUGCUGCUGCGUGUUGCUUCCCCGAUCGAUGACAAUAUUGUGAUGGUAAUUGCCUUCCCUGGAGAUAUUCUAAUGAGGAUGCUAAAAAUGCUCAUCCUUCCCUUAAUCAUCUCCAGCUUAAUCACAGGUCUAGCUGGUCUGGAUGCAAAGUCAAGUGGUCGUCUGGGUACCAGAGCCAUGAUUUAUUACAUGACCACUACUAUCAUUGCUGCUGUGCUGGGGGUCAUCCUGGUGCUCCUCAUCCACCCCGGAAACCCAAAACUCAAGGAGAACCUAGGAGAAGGAGCCAAGAAUGAUGAUGUUUCCAGUCUUGAUGCCUUUUUUGACCUUAUCAGAAACCUCUUCCCUGAGAACUUGGUUCAGGCUUGCUUCCAGCAGAUCCAGACCGUGGUGAAGAAGGUAGAAGUUCAACCUGAUUUCGAUGACACCAACAGCACUGACUAUCUGUCCAAUGCCACCAAACCACCCCCUAUUUUCAAAGACAAGAAAUCUCUUCAGUACAAGAGCGGAAUGAACGUGCUGGGUAUAAUUGGAUUCUUCAUUGCUUUUGGUAUUUGCAUGGGCAAGAUGGGAGAGAAAGCUAGGCUCAUGAUUGACUUCUUCAACAUACUCAAUGAGAUUGUGAUGAAGCUGGUUAUCAUGAUCAUGUGGUACUCUCCCUUUGGCAUUGCCUGCUUGAUCUGUGGAAAGAUCAUCUCUAUUAAAGAUCUGGAGGUGGUGGGCAGGCAGCUGGGGAUGUACAUGGUGACAGUUAUUAUUGGUCUGAUCAUCCAUGGUGCCAUAUUCCUGCCAUGCAUCUACUUUGCAAUUGUACGGAAAAAUCCCUUCUCGUUCUUCAUGGGCAUCUUCCAGGCCUGGAUCACAGCUCUGGGCACAGCCUCUAGUGCUGGCACUCUGCCCGUAACGUUCCGGUGUCUUGAGGAAAACCUUGGUAUUGACAAGAGAGUUACACGUUUUGUGCUUCCUGUUGGAGCAACCAUUAACAUGGAUGGAACAGCCCUCUAUGAGGCUGUGGCUGCCAUUUUUAUUGCCCAGAUGAAUGGAAUUGUUUUAGAUCCUGGUCAAAUCGUCACUGUCAGUCUCACAGCAACCCUUGCCAGUGUUGGGGCAGCGAGUAUCCCCAGUGCUGGACUGGUCACCAUGUUGCUCAUUCUGACGGCUGUUGGACUUCCUACCCAAGACAUCAGUCUGCUGGUGGCUGUUGACUGGCUUCUGGAUCGUUUCCGUACCUCAGUGAAUGUAGUUGGAGACUCAUAUGGGGCUGGCAUCGUCUACCAUCUGUCCAAGGCAGAGCUGGAUGCUCUGGACGCCCAACAUGCAAAGUCUGAUGACAUAGAGAUGAUGACCAAGACCCAGACCUACUAUGAUGACCUCAAAAACCAUCAUGAAAACAACUCCAACCAGUGCGUGUAUGCUGCUCAAAAUUCAGUCUUAUUAGAUGAUUGCCAGGUAACCUUGGCGGCCACAAACGGCUCAACUGCGGAGUACACACUCGAUGAAGAAGACCCUUGGAAAAAUGAUUAAUGCAAGCACCCCAAAAGAGAGAAAGACAACCUGUAUUCAUGCACAUAGAACAAAUGGGUUUUGUAGUUUAUUUGUAUGGUUUCUAUUCUUUUCUAACAUGUUUAACAAUAUUAUAUUGUCUCAUGUAACACAAGAUUGUGAGCCAAAAGCUCACACAUGCAGCUGACAUAAUGUUGUUGAGGCAGUUACAUCAAUUAUUUGUGAUGCUUAUAUGUAUAUAUAUAUAUAUAUAUAUAUAUAUAUAUAUAUAUAUAUAUAUAUAUAUAUAUAUAUAUAUAUAUAUACAUGCAUAAACUUCCAUAUGUAUGUAUUUUUAAAAAGGGGUAAAAUGUGAAUUGAGAGCAGACAGAUAACAAAGCUUCUUGCAGAGCCAUCAUCCACUGCUGUUAAUAUUAUUCCUGGCGUUCCUUUGGCCUCACACUGAACUAGCACAACAGCGUAGCACCUCUCGGUCCUCCUCUCGCACACAGAUGGAGAUGCGUUUAUUUCCAGAGUUUCCUCCCCUUGAGCUGCUUUUAUCACAUCGCUCACAGGAGCAGGGGUUCUGUCCAGGAAACAGAUGCUAGGGUGUUUCUCGUAUGUAUGUCCGUGAAUCAGUGGCUCAAGAGCACAAAACCCAUUCAGGCCAUUAUACUUCCAUUUCAGGUCUUACAAGAGCCCUUUUUUGUCAUCCAGAUGUACUGAAAUAUGCAAUGCAUGUCCUACUUUUAGUUCACGAGAAAGCACAAACUGUCUUUUUAUUUUGUACAACCCAAACAUACAGCAAACAUUCAACUGAUGGCUUCAGUGUUAAAAAUGAUCAACCUUUGAGAUAACAGAAGUGCAUCUUUUCAGAUAGCAUGGCUGUUUUUAUAUGAUGUGUGGUGUGUGCUAAACCUGGACUGCCAUUAUUAACCACUCCAUUUUGAUUAUUAAUAUGUCCAGUAUGAGCGUACAACCCGUCUAAAGUAGAUCAAUUCCUUUCUAAACAUACGCUAUAUAUUCAGUUUGUAUCCUACGGUUGCUCUGAAGUUUUUCCUUCCACUGGUGAGAUAUAGAGGUUUACUCAGGCAUAUAAAAUAUAUACUCAUUUAUGUCAGGGAAAACAAAAACAUUGCUAAUGCUAAGACCCAGAUGGUCUGUUGGAGAGAACUGUUUACCUGCUCUUAUAAUCCAUGUAGAUUUAAAAACCUAAUGGCUUCAUUUCUUCACUGAUGAUGUCUUUUUUUCUGAAGUACUCACCUCAGAGAGACAUCACCAAGGCUAGUGUAACUAUUUUUAAUAUGUUUUUGAGCUUUGGAAAAUCACAUCUAAACUAACUACGAAGCCACAUUAUAUUACAGUAGAUGAGUUAAAUCAUCAAAAAGAGGAAGAUUUUGUAACUGAGCUGAGCCAAAACGCUACCUCUGGAUGUAUUAUCCUCUUAUUCAUCUCUGACAGCAUCUAUCCCUCAUAUUGCAACUUUCCAUCACUUCCUGUGAGACUGACCAAUCACAUACCUCACUAUGCCAAUCAGAGAUUCAGACAAAAAACACUUUCUUUCAAACGAGUGAUUAAUCCAGACCAACACACUUCCUCCCUGUGUGUGAUAUUUGAUCACAGGACUCUAAAGAUACAUAUAUAACUCGACCCCUAGUAUGUCUAAUUCAUUUAAGGCAUCUUGCUAUGAUGCUUUGCAUACUGAACUGCUUCAGUGUUUUAACCCUUGCCAAGAGAAUAAAAUUCCUCUGAUCACAGGUUCAUGCUGCCACAUUGUUAUAGUGUGUGGAAUCAUAAUUAGAUGUUGAGAGUGUUGCCCAUCAGAAGGCAGACGUUUGAGACUGCUGAGAUUGAUUGUGUUUAACGCAUGGAUAUUUAGUGCUUCUGCACCAGUUUCUUAAACAGCAUGAGUUUUAAAGUGCCUCCUCACACCUUGUGUAUAUACUGAGGUCAGGGGCGUCACUAGUGGGGAAGAGCGGGCCUGAGCACAGAGCCCUGUGAUACUGUGGGGUCCCUCAGGGUCCUCUCCCCCCACUGAGGAGACCACCGUCCACGAGUCCGGGCGAGGGACACUGACCCAAUCAAAUGUGCUGUACAGCGGGCCCAGAAAACUUAGCAAAGCCACUGAUUGUAGGUUAGUUGAGAUAGUGUUUAAUUUAUGUGACAGUUUUAAUGAAGUGUUUUGGUAAUCCUAUAGAAACCAUCCCCUCGCUGUGCUGCAUAAGGUCAGGUUCUGUAGGGAAAUAGAAAGGUAGUACUUUGCUUGAGUUUAAUCCAGACUAGCUCUCUCAGUAAUCUCAUCUGAUUUAUGCUUGGAAUGUUUUCCCCUUCAUAAAUGUAUGUGUCCCUAUAUUUCUAUGUAAUUUAACAUCAGACUCAAAAAAAAAAAGAUAUUUGUAUAUUAUAUAUAGCAUUUCAAAAUACUAUAGCUAUAUUUUUGGAGAUGUUAUACAAUAAACAUGUUUUUAAUGUGAUCAUGAGAACUUGUAAGAACAUGUCUAAUAUAUGCUUGUGUUAUAUGUACAUCAAAAAGAUGUAACAUCCUAAAGUUAUAAGAUAUGCUGAAUUUGAAUAUACUUGAUGAUAAGCACACUUUAUUUUAUAUAAGUGUGUGUUGAGCCACAUCCACAGUCUCUGUAAAACAUUUCUCAGUUUCAGUGUCUGUCUUGCACUCGACUUUCCAAUGUUUCUUUUCAGUGUUUCCGGUGUAUUUUACACACACACACACACUGACACAAAAAAAUUUACAUGCAACUGUGAUUUUUUUUAUUAUUAUUUUUUCUAGAAUAACCCAGAUUUAUUAUUCUGACUUAACUGAUUACACCUGGAACCAUCAUUAGUAGAUGGUUUGUACUUCUUACAUUGGUGUUAUAUGUAAACCCAUCUGUUCUUUUCUCUCACCCUUUUUGUGAUGCGAUCUGUUUUUUGUUUUUUCAUGUGAAGGGAUAAGAAACUAUAGUCAAAUGAAAGUGGUAAAAUAAAUGAUUUCCUGUGUCUUAGCUGUGAAAUAAAAAAUGAAUUCAUGCAUAUCGAUAUGUGUUGUACCAUUGGUGUACAUACAGUUAUUAUAACUAAUAAAUGUUGAUUCAUAACUA